AGGAUCUUCAUCGGGGACCAUCACCGGGUUUUAACUUACGGUUUCCAAUGUGAAAUAAGAGUGUGUUAUCAGUUGUGAUGACUGUGUCUGAACCACAUAUGGAGCUUAAUGAAGAGAGUAAUCAAUUCAAUGCUGAGAAGUUAUCACCAAAGAAAGAGCAAAGUCCUGGAGGAGAUCAUGAAGAAUGUGGUCUUACCAGUGCUAAUACAAGUGAGGAAACUGUGACUUCAGUUUCUGGUGGUGAGGAGUUGGAUGUUGAUAUAGUUGAAUCUGAUGAAAACAACACAUCCACCACUGAUGAGGACCCUAACGCUACUGAAUACUCAAGCUCAUUUUCCGACACUGCAUCUGAGAAUGCUGACAUGUUGCUUGAUGGACUAACCGGAGAAGCUGAGGUUGAAUCUCAUUAUUGGGAUGAAACCGAUCUAGGACCUGCUUAUGAUUCUUUUAGCAGCAUUUUUCAUUUUAGGAAGAAAAGGCUAACUAAUCACUGGAGGAGAUUUAUCAGGCCACUGAUGUGGCGAUCCAAGUGGGUUGAGUUAAGAAUUAGAGAGUUAGAGUCUCGGGCAUUGGAAUAUCCGAAAGAGCUUGAGUCAUACGAUCAAGAAAAGCUUGAAGCUAAUAUUGAUCCGUCUGUGUUGGAAAGUUGUGGUGAGGGGAUAAAGUCAUUGCCUUUUUCUAAUCCGUGUUACAAAAAAAGAGCAGCAAAGAGGAGAAGAAAGCGUAAGAAGGUCGAGAGCACAGAUGAUAUAACUUCAUAUAUGGCAUGUCACAACCUCUUUUCUUAUAUCGAGACCAAGAGAUUGAGCUCAGAUGGAAUGGGAUUGGCUGAUGACUUUGGUGAUGCCAAAGAUCCACAGAGUGAUUCAAAGGAACCGGUAGACUUAGAUGACGAUGACUCACUUUUUCAUCACCGAGAAGGAGAUAAUGUCUUAGAAGAGGUUCUCUGGAAAAUCGAGUUGGUGCAUUCGCAAGUUCAUAGAUUGAAAACCCAAGUUGAUGUUGUGAUGUCCAAGAACGCAGCAAGGUUCUCUUCCUCAGAGAAUCUGAGCCUUCUUGCUGCAAGUUCUGCGCCUAGCCCAACGGUUUCUGCUGGAGGAAAUGGAGAUGUGAUCUCCAUUGGAGCAAUUUACAACGCUUCACAGCAUAUGGCAGAUGUUCUUGGUGAUUUAGUUUUCUCAUCCGAAGGAGUGAUUUCGAGCUAUGGGGAUGCAUUUCAUAUUCCUGACAUAAUUGAAAGUACUGUUGGUCUUUUCGCCGACGCUGAUGUUACUUUACAUCAUCCCCAGAUUGGAGAUUCUUGUGAAGAUAUUUUGGAUAAUAUCUUGAUUCGAAAUGGAGUGGCUGAAGAAAUGAAUUCUGAUUUGAUGGAAACUAGUUGCCAUGACGAAGCUGAGAAAGCAGAGGAAGGAGAAGGAACCAGUGUGCCGCCAUUGCAGCAAACUGAAGAGACAGAACAAUAUAGCCAAGAAGAGAAAUCUUUGGUACUACAAGGCCGUGAAGAUUCGGUUCUUAGAUCAUGCUUAGCUUCUGAAAUGCUUGUUCCUAGGAACAAAAGGACAAGAGGUGGAGAACGUAAAGCAAGUUCUUGGUGCAAGAAACAUCUCAGCGAUCCUGAAAGCCAGUGAUUGAUGAAAAAACUCAGUAAGCUUUUGAUGAUCAGAGUCUUUCCUUUUUGAAUCUCCCUUAAAUCAAAGCGACUAUUUCUACUUCAAUCUUUUGUUUCUAAACAUUCUCCUAGAUUUUUCUCUAUUUCUGCAGAAUCUGUGUGUUCACUGUACUUUGUUUUUUUUUGUUUUGUCGUAUCAUUUUCUUCUUUAGCUUCUUUUCUGUUUUAUGAUGAUGAAAAGUUAGAGAGAUGACACAAACUGUGUAUAAUAAAGCUUUAGAUUGUAG
Arabidopsis arenosa is the source of this 1896-nucleotide messenger RNA. The record is from the annotation of a GenBank genome assembly. NCBI's taxonomy places the organism in Eukaryota, Viridiplantae, Streptophyta, Magnoliopsida, Brassicales, Brassicaceae.